This is a messenger RNA of Cannabis sativa, 5044 nucleotides long. RefSeq names its product SNF1-related protein kinase regulatory subunit beta-1-like. The transcript is spliced from 4 exons. Lineage: Eukaryota; Viridiplantae; Streptophyta; Magnoliopsida; Rosales; Cannabaceae. The record is from RefSeq and is a predicted model, not a curated record. Gene Ontology annotation, molecular function: protein binding. The coding region runs from base 472 to 1368 and encodes 298 amino acids.
AUAUUAGGGAAGGGGCCGCCCAAAUCGGGUCCACAUUAUCGUUCUCAUCUAUAAUUCUAUCCACCUGCUGACCUAACAAAAAGAGCAGGUCCCACAUUCAUCCCAAACAACAAAUUGUUGGGCCUCGUGGGGCCCAAUUACACUCGUCAUUGUUAUCUGAUUCCUCAAAUAGAAAAGAAAAAAAAAAAAAAAAACCUUUUCGUCUCUAUCGUAUAUAUACUCGGCCACUUCAAUCGGAGCCGAUUCUCGGCGAUUAAUCCCCCGAAAAACCCGCUCCAUUCAAACCAUUUACCUUCUUUCUUUCCAUUACUGUCCGUACGCAAAAACAUACGCGCGACUUUCUUAAAACACGAAUGAGGUGAGAAGAAAUUCUAAAUCUGGGAUUGGGUUUGGGUUCCAUGGUGGUGGAUCUCUGACCGAAUUCACACGAUCGGAGUUGGUUUAAGAGAGAUUGAGGAGGAGGAGGAGAAGAUGGGAAAUGCCAACGGUCGAGAGGAUGGAAUCGACGGAGAGAACGACGAUCAUCUUAAUAAUCAACAUCCUUCUGUGGGAAGAUCCAACGGCGAAUUGGCGGUGCGUGAUAACAACGCGCCCCGUACGGGACGUGUGGCUUCCUCCGAGUUCAUGGCCAACACCACUCCUCCUGGGAGUCCCAGGCGUUCCGUAUCCCCGAUCUUAUUCGCUUCUCAGGUUCCUGUAGCUCCUCUGCAACGAGGUGAUGGCACUUCUGUUUUCCCUCAAAGCUGGAACAAUGAAACUCUUGAAGUUGGUGAUCAUCCUCCUGAGAAAGCAAUUCCUGCUAUGAUUACAUGGACAUAUGGCGGUAACAGUGUGGCUGUUGAAGGAUCCUGGGACAACUGGACAUCUAGGAGAAUUUUGCAAAGAUCUGGUAAGGAUUUCGCUGUUCUUUUAGUGCUGCCAGCUGGUAUCUACCAUUACAAGCUCAUUGUUGAUGGAGAAUGGAGAUACAUCCCAGAACUUCCUUUCAUAGCAGAUGAAUCUGGUGUUGUCUGUAAUCUUCUUGAGGUUAAUGAUUAUGUACCAGAAAAUCUGGAGAGUGUUGCUGAGUUUGAGGCACCUCCAUCCCCAGAAUCUAGCUAUGGUCAAGUAUUUCCAGCUGAGGAAGAUUUCGCAAAGGAGCCGGUGAUUGUUCCAUCUCACCUUCAUCUAACUGUUCUUGGUAUGGAUAGACCUAAUGAAGCUUCUUCUUCUUCUCCUUCCUCACCUCCUAAGCCUCAACAUGUUGUUCUUAACCACGUCUUUAUAGAGAAAGGUUGGCCUUCCCAGUCUGUGGUUGCCCUGGGAUUAACCCAUAGGUUUCAGUCCAAAUAUGUUACUGUUGUCCUCUAUAAGCCCCUCCAAAAGUAAGUUAUCCCGUUUUUCGAAACUUACCUCUGUAAAGAAAUCUGUUAGAAAUGCAUUGUCCACAUAAAUCUGUGAAGCUAAUAGUUCGCGUUUUUAGAACAAACAAAUUUCGUGUCGUGUUUUUACUGCAAUGCUUGAUAGUUUUUUUUACUUAUGUUUUUCUUCUAAUUGGAUUUCUGUGUGUCCUUUCUACCAAUUGUAAAAGUGUUUUCGGGUCUUAGCUUACAUGCACUUUUUUGCUCUCUUUCCUUAUUAUUUAUUUUACGGGGACACAACAAUACUAUGAAGAAAGGAAUUGCGUUCAGAAAUGCUUUGAACAAAUGUAUUAAUGCUAUCAGAGCCUAUUGUGCCUUGAAUCGAUACCUGCUAACAGAUUGUUCAAAAGCUCAGCUCGAAGAACUAACGGUGUUAUAAGAAUGUAAGUAAAAAUAAUUCACAUUGAUUUAUUUAUUUUUGCUUUUUGAUGCCACACCUAAGUUUUUCUAGUCCAGUAAAAGGGUUUCAAUCCUGACAUGGGUUUUGUUUUUUUUGCUUUUUUUUUUUUUCUAUCCUGUUUUUAAAUAUAUAUUUUAAGUCAAAUUGAGAAAUACUCAUGUAUGUUAUAGAAUGUGGUUAACAGUGCUGUUGUUGUUCUUGUAGUUUCAAGUUUCCAUUUAGAAUCCCUAUAAAAGAUUUGUAAGGUGAAAGAAAAUUCUGACCGAAUAUUUCCAACCACCAUAACUGUUGUUAAUAUUUCAAAGGGAAAGCAUUGGUAUACCCCUAGGUUGGCCAUGCAAUAAAAUUAUCUGAAGUUAUUUUUAUUAUAUGGAAUAUAAUCUGUGUAUUUGGUUGGUCAUUUAAAACAUACCAGAAUUCAUACAGCAUAGCAUAUCGAAGCAAAUAUAUGGGUGUUGAAAAGUACAUAGUAGGAGCCAUACCAUCAAAGAUGAUAGACAUGAUCUAAUAUUUUACUUGUUUAGAGGAACAAACAAUCACGUGCUCGAUUUCUACGGCUACCUUUCUUGCGAUCUGAUGAACCCGACCUUGAUUUUCUCACCUCUUCCAUCCUCUUCUGCCUUUUUCUGCAAAUAAUAUAUCAAUAGUUAGCCAAUUCUUACAACAAUUUUUUUUUCUUCUUUUCUUUUGCCUCUGUUAGUAUAAGUUUAGGUGCAUUUUCGAUGAAAAAUAAAAAAAAUAAAAAGUGAAGGGAAAGGUGCGAAUUAUAUUUGUGUGAAUUGGUUAUGUAAUUUAUGAAUGAUGAACAAUCUUGUUUUGUUUUCUUAAGAUAAGACCAAUAAAGGGAAGGAAUUAAAAAAGUGAACGUGGUUAUGUGAACUCUGCAAAGAUUUAGAAACUUGAAAUUUUUCUGAGCUAUUGGGAAAUACACACCUUGAAUUUCGAUAAGCCAUCAAACGAUUAGAUAUAGGAACUGCUUAAUAAACCAAGCAGUAUAUUUUUUGAAAAACACGCAAGAAAGUGUUAAGAAAUGAUCAAAUAAGCAAAUGUUAAUUGGCAUAGAAUAAAGACCCAUAGAAGAAGGGAUGUUAAAGAUGUUAAUAAAGUGUAUAGAAUGCAUGUAAUGGGAAAAAGAAUUAUAAGGAAAGCAUUAUAUAAGAUAGCUGGCGGCCUAAAUUCUCAAUUCCCAAACUGCGACAAUAAGAAUAAGAGACUUCCAGUACAAAUUAUAGUGUUGUCUAAAGAUUAGGUACAUAUUCUCAACUCCACUUUGUAAAGCUAAUUACCAAGUUUGUGGACGUGCACAUAUAACAUUCCUAAAAAUAUUAUUCUCUGAACUUUUGAGAUAACAAGAAAUUCUAGUGACACUAGAAUCCUUUUAGAAUAAAAUACAAAAUUCAUACUAAGUUUUAGUAAAACUGGUAAAAACUAGAAAAUUGUAACAUUUGAAGUAUCAUUAGCACCAAAACUUUCUCAUGUUUUACUCGUAUACGAACAAUGUGGUAAAUAGUUUUUCCUUUUAAAAUGUUUCACUUUAUCAUUCUUUGUUUUAUUAUUCAUAUUUCUUUGUUUGUUUUCAGUAUAUUGAAAAGAAUUCCUUUUAUAUUUCAAAAUAAUUUCUUAAAUGACUUUAGCAUCUGUAAAGCAAAUGACAGCCACAACCAAUGAAUCACACAGAUGAAAUCUACUAAAAUAUUUAGACUUCUAUGUCCCACUCUAAAGUUAUUCCAGAAAAUUUAACGAAUAAUAAACCUUUUUUUUUUUUUUUUGAAAUGGGAAUAAUAAAACCAUUUGAAAAUUUCUAUUUUACAAUAUUAUUAGAAGAUGCCAUUUUUAUUUUCUUUUGAAAGAAAAAGAUGCCGAUUCUAAGCACUUCAACCGCAUUGCAAAAAAAAAAAAAAAGAGAAAAAGAAAAGAGAGAGGAAGGAACGUUCUCGUUCUCAGUCAGAUUGAGAAUACAAGUUGGGGUUUGACCGAGUUAUUAUAACGACAAUGAUCGAAACCUAAUUUGGUUAGAAUUAAAGUUUGAUUAAAUCACAAAUUAAUAACAAAAGUGACAGUUAUGAAAUCUCCUAAGGUAACUACUAAGCUAAUAAUACCCAAAACUGUACUAAAGUAAAACGAAGGUACCAAAUAUGGACAACACAGUCGAUAAUAGUUUCACUUGAUAAUCGUUUCAACUUCCAAAGAUAAACUGAAAAAACAGAAACAUAUUACCGGUUUGAAGCUCUUCCAUGCAUAUGACCAGAAGUUGCACACCUCUUUUUCCCAUUUUGCUUAAUACGAGACACUAUGUUCUAUUAAAUUAAUUUCAGUAAAUUUCUUGAUAAUUGAUUUUGAAGUGGACGAAAACGGUUAGUUACUUACUUUUUCAAAAAAAAACAUUCAUUUCAAAGUUUAAACAUGCUAUUUAUAUAGAAAAGAUACAAUCACGUAUGUUUCCAUAACCUGGUGGUUGUGAUGGGAUUAAAAGGAGUAGACAUGUUAUAUCAUAAAAUCAGAGAUACAAAGUUUAAAGAAUAUUGACGAUAAAAGUCAACCCAUAAGCAAAAUCAUCAGAUUCACCCCAAUUGUUCUAGGUUUCACAAUAAUACCAAAGGUAGAGAAAGACUGGCAUACAAAAUUUAAAAAAAGACUACCAAACAAACUAGUGAAUAGACACCAAACAGGCAAAAACAACUAAAGAAAACAGUACCAUAAAAUAAUGCAAACAAGGAAAGAGAUAAUAAUCAACCAGCCAAAGCUAGUACCCUGAAUGAUGAUGUCUCGGCAAAUAGAAAUCUCAUUAAACUUAUCUGCCCUGUUCCCCUUUUUUUUUUUUUAAUGUUUAUACUAAUAAAUGUUGAGUUUUUUUAGUUAAUGGGGGUCCUCACUUGGCCAUCAUGACUUUGACAAACUCCUCGUAGUUGAUCUGACCAUCACCGUCAACAUCUGCCUCGCGGAUCAUCUCAUCAACUUCCUCAUCAGUCAGCUUCUCACCAAGAUUUGUCAUGACAUGGCGGAGCUCAGCUGCAGAAAUGAAGCCAUUCUGGUCCUUGUCGAAGACACGGAAAGCUUCCUUGAGCUCCUCCUCAGAGUCUGUGUCCUUCAUCUUCCUUGCCAUCAGGUUAAGGAACUCAGGGAAAUCAAUGGUACCGUUACCAUCAGCAUCAACCUCGUUGAUCAUAUCCUGAAGCUCAGCCUCAGUUGGGUUCUGUCCAAGAGAUCGCAUGACAGUUCCAAGCUCCUUGGUGGUGAUGCAACC